Strigops habroptila (Kakapo) is the source of this 1200-nucleotide messenger RNA. RefSeq names its product basic proline-rich protein-like. The coding region runs from base 1 to 1035 and encodes 344 amino acids. NCBI's taxonomy places the organism in Eukaryota, Metazoa, Chordata, Aves, Psittaciformes, Psittacidae. The transcript is spliced from 6 exons. The record is from RefSeq and is a predicted model, not a curated record.
AUGACGCACGAGCUAAAAAACCAACUAAUAAAUAAAGGCAAGCACGAGCGCUCCCUGCAGUCGCUGUACGUGCAGAGGUGCCAUGUGCAGGGAACUGCCAAGCUUGUGGAUCCCACCAGGCACCACCUCAGCAUGACCCAGGCAUGUGUGUGGUCUCACAACGAACCAGAGCAGGGAACUGAUGUGGAUGAGAACAGCUGCGCCUGGGACCGGGCCUGUGCGCCGAGCCCUACCUGCUGCCGGCAACAGGAGGAGCGGGGUGGGGAACGGGCGCUGCCGUCCCGCACAGGCCGCCGCGAACGCUGCGACCCCCCCGGGGCCUGCCCGGGGCCGGCGGGAGACGCCGCCGCCGCCGCCGUUGCCCCCCCUCUCUCCGGAGGCACCGUCCCGCCGGGGCUCACGCAGCGCCCCGCCGGCGGGAGCGGCUCCCCGGGGCCCGACGGCGGCCCUCCCCGCGCACCCACACCUGUGCGCCGCGGGCCCUGCCCCGCAGAGGAGCGCAGCAGGCCCGCCGCGGGAGGGGCGAGCGCUCCCGUCCUCGGAGAUCCCUCCGCCCUGUCCCCCUCGGGUCCUAAAAUGGUGGGCCGCCCAACCCUCCGCUCCCCCAGCCUGCCCGCCGCCACGGCUGGAGGGGACCAGCCGCCCCUGCGGCCCGGGCCGGGCUCCGCGGGGAUCCGGCGCCAGGCCCGCGCCUCACCCCGCCUCUCCCGGGAACACGGCAGCGCCGCUCCCGCCGGGCCGGGCCGCGCCGCCCCCGCCGGCCGCCCUUACCUGCGCCGAGCUCACAUCGCCGUGCCGGGGCCAGCGCUGCUGCCGCUGCCGCUGCCGCCGCCCCCCCUGCUCUCGGCAGCCGGCCGCCGUCUCCCCGCCGCCCGCGGGGCCGCAGCGGGGACAAUAACCGUGCUUCCCCUGGGGAUGGGGAAUAGGGCACUCACCGCCUGGUUCCUUUGCCUCCAGGGCAAAAACAGAGCGGGUACACCUGACCUACUGAUCCCAGGACAUGCUCUGAAGAGUUCAGCAGAAAAGGAGAGGUAGCUUGACCCAACCGCUGGAGAAGCCCUGUAGCCCACACCCAGGCAGUCCUUAACCCUUCUUUCCCUGCAUAAUGUGUGUGGGGUCUCCCAGGCAGGAAAACUCCCCCCAGAAGCAGCACAGUGAAAGCUCUAUCCAGCCACCAAUAAAGUCGUACUCAUGCUUGCU